This is a messenger RNA of Oxyura jamaicensis (ruddy duck), 4104 nucleotides long. RefSeq names its product mitochondrial ribosomal protein L44 (gene MRPL44). Lineage: Eukaryota; Metazoa; Chordata; Aves; Anseriformes; Anatidae. Gene Ontology annotation, cellular component: nucleus. Bases 33 to 1025 code for a protein of 330 amino acids. Gene Ontology annotation, biological process: rRNA processing; primary miRNA processing; regulation of gene expression. The transcript is spliced from 4 exons. The record is from RefSeq and is a predicted model, not a curated record. Gene Ontology annotation, molecular function: double-stranded RNA binding; ribonuclease III activity.
CCCGCCGGGCCGCCUCCUUCCUCCGCCCCAUCAUGGUCGCCGGGCUGGGGCUUCUCCUCAGGGCGUCGCGCCGGCUGCUGGCCGGGGCCGGGGCAGGUGCCGUGGCCGUCCGGGCCGCGCACGGCUCCGCUCCGCCCCGCGCCAAGAAGCGGUGGCUCCGCGCCUACCUGGAGCAGCAGCGGCUGGAGGCGCCCCCGCAGCGGCGAUCCGAGAAGCCCGGCUGGGAUUACCACGCAGAGAUACAAGCCUUCAGCCACCGGCUCCAGGAAAAUUUCUCUUUGGAUCUUCUCAAAACCGCUUUUGUCAAUUCUUGCUACAUUAAAAGCGAAGAGGCGAAGCGCCGGGAGCUCGGGGUAGACAAAGAAGCGGUUGCCCUUCACCUCCGCGAUAACAGCCGGCUCGCCGAGCAGGGGCAGGCCUUCUCGCGCUCCUACCUGGCGCGCUGCUUGGAAGGCGCCUAUCCCGACCUACCCGCCCAGGGCAGGGGAGCGCUCGUUGAUUUCCUUACCGGCCAGGAGCUCGUUUCUCACCUGGCUCAGAACCUGUCUCUGCAGGACCUGACGCUCUGUGCACAGUUCCCCGUCCCACCAGACGUGCUGCACAGGACGUUCUUCGCUGUUAUAGGAGCGCUGCUGGACAGCAGCGGGCCUGACAAAGCGGGCGUCUUUGUCAGGGAUUUUUUAAUACCCCAUCUGAUUGGAAAAGACCUGUUUGAAAUCUGGGAAGUUGUAAAUCCCAUGGGCUUACUAGUGGAAGAGUUGACCAAGAGGAAUAUCUCUUCUCCGGAGCCGAGAAUUACCAGGCAGCUGGGAGUCACCACAGUUCUUCCGCUGUACUUCGUUGGGCUGUACUGUGAUAAGAAGAUUAUCGCUGAAGGCCCUGGUGAAACGCUGCUCGCGGCAGAGGAAGAAGCUGCCCGCGUGGCGCUGCGGAAGCUGUAUGGGUAUACAGAGAACAGGAGACCUUGGGAUUACUCGAAACCCAAACAAGGGUGGACAGCUGAAAAGGCUAUCAGCAGGAACUAGAUCAUACAGGCCACUUCUAGUUUCUCUCAAGAAUUAGUGGCUUUCGUGCAAAUACAGACGCGUUUCAGAAAGCAAAAUUCGGUUUAAUUUUCUGACCUUCGGUGUAUGCAGUUUUCAAAUUAAAUACAGCUUUAAAAUAAAUGUAAUCUUUCCCUUUUACAUAAAGCUUAAUAUUCAGUCAUUCUCCUGAACAACAAAAGUACAUUUUUUCUGAAUGAAUGCAUUCUGUCUGAGAAGUUUUUCCAUACAACAUGGGAGACUGUUCUUGAGGAUGUUUAAUAAUGUAACAAAGUCCUUGCUCUUGAGGAACUUCGCCACGUAUAAGAAGGUUUUUUGUGAGCUUUCUUGGGGCUUUGAUUGAGGGUAUUGUUAAUAAGACGAGUUGAAUUAAAUACACAGCAUUGGUCUUUGGGUUCUACCUGGAUUUAUUUGUCCUUGACCUUGUGAAAAUGUAAAAUGUGAUGUCAGUGGUAUUAACACUGGUGGUCCAAUUAAAAAAGGAAAUGGCGUUUUUGAGGUCUUACUGCUUGCAACAUCUAUUUGCCAUACACAUUGGCUUAUGUUGUUCAAGUAUGCUCUGGGAGGAUGUAUUUUUUAUUUUAAAAUUUGUAAAAAGGAAAAUAAGGACCAUGAAGGCUUGUGCUCAAAGAAAUUGGAGAACGUUGUGUAAUAUUAGGCUACUAGAUGACCGAAGUUUAAGUGGCCAUGGGACUAAGGUAUUGGAGUCAGUGAACUUGGUGUUUGGUUUGUUUGUACCAUCUGCAUCUGUCCCAGUGAUUGAAAAGUGAUUGAAAAGCUGAAAAGCUCAAGUGAUUGAAAAGCUGCUGAGGAACAACUCAGGUACCCUCAUAAUGUUCCUAUUUAAUAGGAACUCAGUACGUGUACCAGAAAACAACAUGUAGAGAGACAGAUACAUGAGGACUGUGUGGCUCUCUUGGAAUUGUUUCCUUUAAACUUUACUGAGAUGACAUUGCAACUGAGCCCUCAGAGGAGGAAAGGAAAAAGCUGAAUGUAGGACAAUGGUUAAAGAAGCGUUUCCUGCCUUAUCCUGUUACAAACACCAGUUUUAUUUUGUGUUUGUGUGAUGGCUGCUUAGCAGUGAAAGGUUCCAGGCUGCGGUUGUGGCUGCUGAGCAGCUCUGGCACACUGCAGGUGCUGCAUUCCCUGCUGCCCCUGGAGUGAGAAGGAGAUCUGGCUCUCUUCUACUUGACUGGGGGGAAAAAACCAACCACCACCCAUCUGCCAUCCGCUGUUAUUUGUCAUGCCAUGGGUCUGAAGCACAUAUACAACACUUAGUGUGGCUAGAUCAUAGUGAAAUCUGUUGUUUAGCUUCUGGCACGGUAAAUUCCACGGGUGAAAGUUAAAAUGUAAAAAGGAGAGCAGAAGGAUCAGUCUAACAUAAAUUUUGCAUAAAAUUGCUUGUGAUUAAGUGAAAAAAAAUACAUCUAGGUGAUCUACUAUCACUUACGUAACCACAGCCAGUAAGGUCACUAUAUGCCAGGGGAAUAAUAGCUGAAUCUGAAAUUACUUAGGCUAUUUUUAGUUUUUCAGAUGGGGUAUUUCUCUUACCUUUACCUAUUUUAAAAGGACAGUAGUAGUGUGUUGUUUUUUGUUUUUUUUCAUCCAAAGUUUGAUCUACCUGCUAUUUUCAAUAUAGAUAUUUAUGUAUUUUAAGAGAGGAAAAAACUGUAUUCUGUCAGUUUACCUUAAUAUGUAGCAUCUGCUUACUGUUGCUUCACGGUUUGGAAUGUGAGAAUAAAUCCUAGGAGGAGUGGAUUACUGAGUGCUUCCUUGCUGGAAGGAAACUGCUUAAUGUAAGAUAAAUCAGUUUAUUGUGUAACAUAUGUUUGGAAUGUUUUGAGUUCAAAGAGAAAGACAGUUUGGGGACAUGGAAAGAAAGGUUGGCUUUUUUUUUUUUAUUUUCUUAUUGAGGUGUGAGUGGAAAAUAAGGAGUUUGUACAAGAAAAUGUGUCCCAUUUUCAAUCUUCUAAAGGUCAGAAAAGCAUUUGAUACAGUGUCGGUGCUUCAGGUCUGGGCAUCUAAGUGUGUAUCACUAACUCACUGAUGUUAAAAGAUUGGUUAGAUUUACAGAAUUCAGUAUCCAGUCAACCCUGAUUAUGCCUUUCUGGGUGCUACACUAGCUUUAUCUGAUACAGGGAUUUGUUACUGUAAUUGCAUUUAUCCUGUAACCCAUUCAAACGUGUCUCCUAAGGAAGAUCUUUUCUUAACUGAAAGUAAACCAGAAGACAACUACCAGCCUUUCUGAGCUAACUUAAAAGUCACGGGUGUGCUAACAGCUGCAUUUUAACAAAAGUACAGUACCAUAAUGCUAACCCUUUUUCAUUUUUCUUUAGUUUCUCUCUUGAUCUUUGUAAUAAUUAGCAUAAGGGUGCAAAUAUGCUUACACAUAAGUAGACUUAAAAAAAAUAAUAAAUGGACCGCUAGUUGUUAAUCCAUUAAAGGCAACAGCAGUUUUGCUGCUGAGUUUGGUCUAGACUUGGUUUUACCCAAAUAUUGAACAAACUACAAGUGCGAGUGGCCUUAGGUUACCCUUCUCCCUCCAUCAUCAAGAUUCUGGCUUUUUCUUGAAAGAGUUUUAAAACUGACUUUCUUUAAAGAAAAUUAAGAGAAUCUCUAGUGUAUCAGUGCCAGCUAAGCAAAUAGAAGAAAAACUUCUUAAUGUUUACUCGUGUUCUUCUAUUAAGUUACUUGUUCUCGGUAUGUGCUUUUGCUGCUGUUUUGAGCUGUUCAGUAGCACAACUGAAUGUUCUGUGCAUCUCCUUGUUCACAGCUGCAGCUGCUUACAAUAACCAGUUGUUUCUUCUGUAAUUUUCUCUAAAAAAUGUCCAGCAAUAAUUUUUGUAUUUUAACAGUCACAGUGACCUAAAUACCGGACAUUAACAAGGAGAUACCUGUAAAGUGAUGGUAUUUUAAUAUGAAGUUUGAAAUUGUCAGUGAAAAGUUAAAGCUUUAUUGAAAUUAAUACCAAUCUCUCUUGCUUUUUAUGAGAGACCAAAAAUGAGGAUAAGUUGCUCUGGCACUCUGGUGCUAUAAAAAGCCAUAAAGAAUUCAAAACAUC